Echinostoma caproni is the source of this 1092-nucleotide messenger RNA. NCBI's taxonomy places the organism in Eukaryota, Metazoa, Platyhelminthes, Trematoda, Plagiorchiida, Echinostomatidae. The record is from the annotation of a GenBank genome assembly.
AUGAUAAUAAGCGGAUCGCCCAUCGCUUCAGAUUUUGUUUUCAAGGACAAGGAACUGGAAGGUAAACUUAACGUUUUUCUGGACAAUCAAACCAAAUUCAUUACAAUCGAGUCACUAUUGGAGACCAAUCGUGAGGAGUUGGCUCAAAAGAAUCAGAAAAUCGAAAAUCUAGAAGCUCAGUUAACGGAAUUGAAGAAAGUGUCAGUCCCACCCGGACCCAAUGGAGAUGCCUCAACAAUGGAUGGAACUGGCAGACAAGAUCAAGUGAAUCGUGAUAACCAGAAAAAUAGUGAGGAAUUGGGGAAGGAAGUGUCCGUUUUCAGGGGUCAGUUGCAACUAGCACAUGACGAGAUCGCUAAUCUACAAGCCCAAUUGGAAACGUUGAAAGUGGAAAAUCUCGCUGUAGCCGCGUCAAAAAUCUCUUCACUUGAGACUGAACUGUCCUCCGCGCGUCAAGAACUAGAUGCAACUCGUGCUGCCUUGGAAACAUCCAAAAUUUCUUGCACCGAACUGACAAAACAGUUAAAUUUUGUUCAUUCAAAUGUUUUACCCUGUGUCUCCACGGGAUGCCAAACGGAUGAAUAUGUGUCAAAUGAGCAACAGGUUGACAAUCAAACAGAAUCCCUGGAAUUGAUCAGCGCUCGGAACCGAAUCAUCCAGCUUACCGCGGGAUUGGAUCGGGUUUCGAGUGAACUGAAGGACUCUCAGGACCAGGUCACGAAAUGUCACGCAGAUCGACUUUCAGCAGAUAAAGAAACACAGGAACAGAUUGCAAAACUCAACGAUGCAUUAAGCACGACACGGACUGAGCUUGAUCAAGUCCGUGCGAUUGGUGAGGCUCGAGUGACUGAGCUGGAGAUCGAAUCCAAGCGGUUACAGGCUGUAUGUGAUCAUCAUGUUAAUGUUCUCGGUCAGAUACAAUCCGAGCGAGAGACACUGUGUGAACAGUUGGAACAACUGAAGGGACGAUAUGAAGCUGUCCGUAAGAACUAUGAUGAUUCGGAACUCCAACGGACUCGUCAACAGAAUGAUUGGGCCGCUGAACGCUCGACCCUCACCGCACAAUUGGUGAGUUACCUAUCACGUUUCUAG